Molecule: messenger RNA, 1517 nt
Organism: Gekko japonicus
Lineage: Eukaryota; Metazoa; Chordata; Lepidosauria; Squamata; Gekkonidae
Gene: GJA1
Product: gap junction protein alpha 1
Exons: 2
Coding region: 68-1216 (382 amino acids)
Biological process (GO): heart development; cell-cell signaling
Cellular component (GO): connexin complex
Molecular function (GO): transmembrane transporter activity
Source: RefSeq, a predicted model, not a curated record
CCCUGAGGAACAGAAGCACUUGUUUUACUUUCUUCACUGCUGACUAUUAAGGUAGCAGCCAGUGAAGAUGGGUGACUGGAGUGCUUUAGGAAGGCUUCUUGACAAAGUCCAAGCCUAUUCUACAGCAGGAGGGAAGGUGUGGCUUUCUGUCCUUUUCAUUUUCAGAAUCUUGCUACUAGGGACAGCAGUGGAGUCUGCCUGGGGAGAUGAGCAAUCAGCGUUUCGAUGCAAUACCCAACAACCUGGUUGUGAGAACGUUUGCUAUGACAAAUCCUUCCCAAUCUCUCACGUGCGGUUCUGGGUCCUGCAAUUCAUUUUUGUGUCUGUGCCAACCCUCCUGUACUUGGCACAUGUCUUCUAUGUGAUGCGGAAAGAAGAAAAACUUAACAGGAAAGAAGAAGAGCUCAAGCUUGUCCAAAAUGAGGGUGUGAAUGUAGAUAUGCACCUCAAACAAAUAGAAAUUAAGAAAUUCAAGUAUGGGAUUGAAGAACACGGCAAGGUCAAAAUGCGUGGAGGACUGCUCCGCACCUACAUCAUCAGCAUCAUCUUCAAAUCUAUCUUUGAGGUGGCUUUCCUGCUCAUACAGUGGUACGUUUAUGGAUUCACCCUGCAAGCCAUUUAUACUUGCGAACGAGUGCCAUGCCCACACAAGGUGGAUUGCUUCCUGUCCCGUCCCACAGAAAAAACCAUCUUCAUUAUCUUCAUGCUGGUGGUGUCUUUAGUCUCUCUCUCCUUGAACAUCAUUGAAAUUUUUUACGUCACUUUCAAGAGCGUUAAGGAUGGCAUGAAGACAAAAAAUGAUCCUUUCUCUCCUAACAGCGGCUUGAGUCCCUCCAAGGAAUGUGGAUCCCCCAAAUAUGCAUAUUUCAAUGGUUGUUCCUCUCCAACUGCCCCUUUGUCACCCAUGUCUCCACCAGGAUACAAACUUGUCACUGGAGACAGGAACAAUUCCUCCUCUUGUCGUAACUACAAUAAACAAGCCAGUGAACAAAACUGGGCAAAUUACAGUGCUGAGCAGAACAGGAUUGGACAGGCUGGGAGCACCAUCUCCAACUCGCAUGCCCAGCCAUUUGAGUUUGCUGAUGACCCCCAGAACAGUAAGAAAAUGGAUUCUGGGCACGAGCUACAACAUCUCACUGUUGUGGACCAAAGGCCACCAAGCAGAGCCAGUAGUCGAGCCAGCAGCAGACCUCGACCUGAUGAUCUGGAAAUCUAACCCUUUGUAGCCACAGUACUUAUCACAACUAUGCUAUGAAAUGCAUUAGAAGAUGCACAUAUGAUUUCCAUGCGGUUCCAUUGGAGGUGGUACUUAAUAGUCUCAGUCAGGAGAUUUUAACAAACAUAAAAAACUUGGGGAAUUUUUUUAAAGUGGGAAGCUGGGGUGGUGUGGGGAAGUACAGCACAUGUUGGUAUUUAAAGUAGAUGAUUUAAAAAUGUUUAAAUGCUAAUUUUUUUUAAAAAAAACUUAGUCAACACUACAUUAGGGGGAUUGGGGUUUGUUAUUUGCUUUAGAAAGA